GAAAACUUCUGACUUUUUUUUUAGACAUGGGAAAAUCACUUUCUCACCUGCCUAUGCACACAUGCAAGGAAGAUGGCUAUGAUGGAAGCUCAUCUGAUAACGUGAGGAAUGGUUUAGUUCACUCAGAAGUGCACAAUGAAGACAGCAGAUGUGGAGAUGUGUCACAGUUUCCCUAUGUGGAAUUCACAGGAAGAGACAGUGUCACCUGCCCAACCUGCCAAGGAACAGGAAGAAUUCCACGAGGGCAGGAAAAUCAGCUGGUAGCCUUAAUUCCAUACAGUGAUCAAAGGCUGAGGCCAAGAAGAACAAAGCUCUAUGUGACUGCUUCUGUAACUGUGUGUUUACUACUUUCUGGGCUGGCUGUAUUUUUCUUGUUCCCUCGCUCGAUUGACGUUCAGUACAUUGGUGUGAAGUCGGUGUAUGUCACUUAUGAACAGGAUAGGCGGAUAAUCUACCUAAAUAUUACGAACACACUUAAUAUAACGAAUAACAACUAUUACUCUGUUGAAGUGGCAAAUAUCACAGCCCAAGUUCAGUUUUCAAAAACAGUUAUUGGCAAAGCACGGUUAAACAACAUCACCAACAUUGGUCCGCUGGAUAUGAAACAGAUUGACUAUAUGGUGCCCACAGUCAUACAAGAUGAAAUGAGCUACAUGUAUGACUUCUGUACUUUACCAUCUAUCAAAGUACAUAACAUAGUAGUGAUGAUGCAAGUGACAGUGACAACCUCAUACUUAGGCCACCCUGAGCAAAUAUCCCAGGAGAGAUACCAGUAUGUGGACUGUGGAGGAAACACGACUUACCAGCUGGGCCAGUCAGAGUAUUUAAAUGUCCUUCAGCCUCCACAGUAAAAGCACCUGUUGGUUGGUGUGGAAUGACUGCUGUUGGUGCUUGCAGAGAUCCUUUGGAUAGAGCUGGUGGAGUGGAGAGUACAUGCGAUGUACAGCAUAGCAAACAUGGAGAUCUGUACACUUUAGAUGCAAAGAGGGAAAGGUGCAAAUUGUAAAUAGGUGCACUUGUUAAAUGUUGUGUUUUCCCCUUCUGUUUGCUUUCUGUUACUGUAAGCACUUCUGUCAAGUUGUGUGGUGGGGGGGAGAGGGGGGAAUAUCAGAUUUUUGAACAGAACUGGGACUUUUCCUUACAGUGUGGUACAUCAACUUAGAGUAACUGUGUGUAUGUCUGUGUUUAGGUGAAAUGUCUCACUAAUGAGCAUUUUUUCAAAAUAAUACUCAUAAAUUUUAAGUUUAUAAUUCAGUUCUUGAUAUUUGACUAUUGAAAAUGCAGUAUUACUACUUAAAUAACAAGAUUACUUUGAGGUGUCUGGGUAUGAAACUUCUAUUAGUAACCCAGUGGCAACAGUUCUUUAUUCUGGGAUUCUACACUUUAUUUGCUAUCCAUGAUUAGAGGUGACAUGCAGUCUAUGACAGCCAGGAAAAACUGGAUGACACUAUAGUUGAAUGUGCAGUUUAUAGAAUCUGGCAUCUUUUCAUUCAUAUUCCCUCUUGCUACCUCUGGGAUGUUGUAAGGAUGUUAUAAGGAGAAUAUAUAUUGUUAGAUUUAAAUCUGGGUUUAAAACUAAACAAGAAACAACCCCCACAACAACUACUGACAAAGGAAAGACACAAGACUCUAGAAAACGAACAAGACUUUACAAGUCUGUUUUUUAGUAAGCUUUUUAGAACAGGUAUUAAAAUCAAGAUUGUGCAGUUAGAACUAGGUGGGAAACUUUGGGCAUGGGUUUGGAGACCUUGGUGUAAUUUUUUGUGAUUUUUACUGUUUUAAUAUAUUAUGUACCUAAGCAACUUUUAAGUGUUAAUAUGUUGGGUUGUCUUUAUUUCUUGCACAGGCUCAAUAAGCAUAUGCAGUAAUUAUCUGUACCUCCAGAGCACUCAAUGGUCACAUCAAAAUCAUGCAAGGGAAGAUGAAUCAAUUCUUUCUGUAGGAGUAAAUGCUUAUGUAAUUGUGAGGUUACUGACUGACAGCAUGAAAUAGUUUCUGUAGCACAGUUUGCACAUGCGAAUUUCUGGGGUAAUUGUCAAUCAUGAUUAUAAGCUUUGGGUCCAAAGUUGUUUGACUCCUGAAGGCUGACUGUUACGAGGGUUAACUUUUUAAUGAGCUAGAUCAGGAUUGCUUUAUUUCUGAACUAGGUGAGAUGCAGCUGUAAGAAGGUACUGUUGAGACUGUUGCAUUGUAAUGAAUAAUGUAUUUUUUAAAAUAGCUAUUACUGGUUUUGUGCUGCCUAUCUCCUGGAAAUAAGCUACACAAAAUUAAUUGAUAAUAAACACAAUAGAAAAAGGCUUCUGAGUAACUUGGCACUAACAACCUCUAAUGCUCCAGUUCUUCAGUACAUUAUUCUUUUCUUUACUGGCCUCUUAGAUGGACCUAAGGGGGUGGGUAGGCAAAAAUUGUGGAUGAUGUAAGAUUGAUUUGAAAGACAUUAAGUAAAUACCCCUACCCUCCACCCUUUGAAUUGCUAUGAGCACUUACUCCAAGAGUCUAUGAAAACUUUUGGAACCUCAACUGUCAGUUUCAUGUAGUUGUUGAUAAGAUGACUUCAUCUUUUGUCUUUAGAGAAUUUCUGUAACUGGAGUAGUCAAUUGAGAUGACUUAUCGUAGUUAUAGUCUAAAGAUUAUUCUUGAUUUUGGGCCCUUAGAAGUAAACAUUAUUACAGCUCAGAGUCAUGAGGGAAAUUAGUUCACAACUGACUCACCUGUCUAGAGUUUAGAUGAGGUUCAGUCCUGUGGCUGCUAAAAUGCAUUGAUAAGCUUGUCUGAUAGCCUGAAAAGAUACAUGUGAUACCUGAAGACCAGGAGAGUGGGGAGCUGGCUAGAAGCAGAGCGAUAAACUCAUGAUACCUGUUGUAGAAAGGUAUGCUAAUAACAGAGAGUAGAGAGAGAAUUCUGGUUUAAAUCAUAUUUGAACUGAAGUCUGCCAGCAAGUGAUACAGGCUCUUUUCUUCUAGGCUUAAAUAUUUACACACUAGAGUGCUAUUUUUGUUUGGGGGUUGUUUGUGAUUUUUUGAAACAGAAAAAGAACAAAAUGGCUGUAGGCAGUUAGUUAUAUUGAUUUAAAACAAAUUUUUCUUCCAAGAAUGAAAAGUAGUCUAAAAUAACUGGAAUGGUACAAUGAUUCAAUUAUUCAGUGACAGUAGUGAAUGCUGCUUUUGAACAAGCAUGGCAGGAAGGAUGUUACACUUUAUGCAACAUUGAGACUCAAACUGGCUUUUGAAAUUUUGGUGGACAUGCUGAGCAAAAUUAAUACUUAAAUCUGUGGUUCUUAACCUUGCAUGAAAUGCUUGGCAUUAGCUAAUUUAAAUUAAAGAACUGAGUGGAGUUAUUCUUUCCAUGUAUGUGUCAGAAGGGAGAAAAUAAAAGUCAGGUUUUUUCAUCUAGGAUAUCUAAACAUCAAUUUGCGGUUGACUUCCUGAGCGAUGAAGAGUUCUCAUCUUAAGAAACAAGCUGUGGGUUAAAGAUCCUACUGAAUUCUCAAAUUAAGUCAGUAAUGGGAGAAUAAAAGGCUUAAAGUUCCAAGUGCUAGUAUUCCCUUGCACAACUGUCAGUAUAUCACUAACCAAAUAAGGCAAGUAUUUAAAUUUAUCUGCUGAUUUUAAUAUAACAUCAGAUAAGCAGGUAAAACAUCUGUGUGAAUAUUUAACUUAUACUUGCUUUAUGUGACUGAGCUUGGAAACAUGCUAAGGGAGCAAGGGAAUUCAGUAUUAACUUGUAUAACUGUGUAAACAAGGUAUCAGUAUAGAUCCAAGUACCAGACCUUUUUUUCACAUUCAUUUUAUCUUGAUCUUAAAAUAUAAAAGGCAAUCCUUUCAGUUAAUCUGUAAAUCAAUAAAUAUAAUUCUCUCCAGAAAGUUGGCUUGAAAAAUUACAACUUUUUUCUUUGUUUAUCUUAUGUGUGUCUUCUGAAGUGAUUCAUAUUUCACUUGUAACUUCUCUAGUUUUCACACACUAUCAAAUGGCUUUAUACUGGUAUUGCAGAGUGUUUAUCUCUAGUAGAAUGCUUUUCACUUGAAUACUUCAUAGCAGUUCCUUUACCAAAACCUUUUGCACUUUGAAAUGGAAGCUCUGUUAAUUAUUUCUUAAAACAGUAAGAAAUAUAGUUCAGAUGUUGCACUAUAAUGGCACUGCUGAAAAUCAACUUAAUGUAUUCUGUUUAAAAUAACUGUAAAAUUUCAAAAUUUUAGCUUAAGUAAGUAUGGAACACUUAAAACACUUAAGAAUGUUUGGCCACUGGGGAACAAAGUUAUUGCACAUUUCAAAUACACUGCUUUAAAAAUAAAUGAAUAAAUAACCAUCCAAGAUCCAAACCAUCCAAGAUCUAACCAUCAAAUAUCUAUUUGGAGAGAUUUAAAGGGACGCACUCUUACUAAAAGGUGAAAUACGUGACAUUCUUGAAUUCCUGGUGUGGGAAAAAGCUUGUAGAAGUUAAUUCAUAAUUUCUUUACUCAUCUCAAUGUCAUGGGGAUGGUUGGUUAAUUCUUAAUCUUUUGUGAAGAGAAACAUAAGUAUCUUUUUUUCCUCUGUGGUAUAACUUUGAAGUUCUUAAUGCACUUCUGAUGUGUGCAUGACCUUGAUAUUAACAUUGUAGUGUUUAUAUUUUGCAGCCCGAUGUUGGCAGAUUUGAGUACAUGUUUUAGUUGACUUUGCUUCAACUUGUCCUUGAAGUUCUGCAAGUGAAUAUAUUUUUUCAUAGGUAGUGCAUUUGCAAAUUUGCCUGGGCUUUUUAGCAUGUGGUAUAUAAAGGGAACCAUUUAAACACCGAAUCUCUUAAGUGCUUGGAUUGAACCAUGAGGGUCUUUAACCUCUGAAGUGUUGUGCCCUCAUGAUGGAAAGGAUGGUGCUUGGAGUGGUAUGAGAGAAAUUUCUAUAUUCAGAAAAUGUUAAAAGAAAAAUCACGGUGUAUCUUAUUCAGCAUUUUAGGUUUCCUUUUUUCCUUCUUUUUUGAGUGGUGGUGGGUUUUCUUCCUGUGGUUUUGUUUUUCUUCCCACCCCACUAAUCUUAUAGCAAGACAUCUGUCUGUUCCCAGACAGCAGCUUCUGAAAUGGGUGACUUCUUCCAGAGUUGGGCAGCUGCAGGAAGCUUCACAUCACCUGAACUGCACCUCUAGAGUUAAGAGAUGAGAAAGACUAGCGCACUGGUACCUCAAGAGCUAAUUUUUUUUACUUGCCUAACAAAAUGCCACAACCAGGCUUUCUGCCAUGGAAAGGGAAGGAUAAAUAAUGCAAGUGCAAUCAAUAUACUUCAACAAUGGGCUACUUGCAACCCUCAAAAUGUUUGUUAGUGAUGGCCCUGGUCAUGCCAAAAUGUCUCAUUUUUUAAUUUUGGCCCAAGGAAGGAGAAAUAGAUCCCAGCCAAAAGAUGCUGAGAACAAUUAUUUGGCUGCGGCAAACACCCAGUGUUUGUUCCACUUCAGAAGUCACCUUCCUAAAUUAUGUUUAGCUUGGGAAUGCUGAUCAUUACCAGAGGGGUAUUUUGGGUUAAUUCUACUUCCUACAGCUUUUACCACAUAAAUCUGCUUUUCCAUGAGUAGGCAGACCUGUUGGCCAGGAAAAACAGUCUGCAUGAGAUCUGCACACUUCAUGUGGAGAGCCCUGCAGUCUAGUGGGAGGCUGUUCAGUGGCAGUAACAUCCUGAUCCUCAUACAUUCCUCUUCCAGCCAUCUCAAGGAUCCUACAACUUGGAUGCAUGUGUUUCCUGGGUACUGAAACUGCUUUUGCUUUGCAUGGGCAGGGAUGUUUAGUACCACACAUGUAAGUGUAUUAUGGUGCCUGAGUAUUUUGGGUCUGACUGACUGUGAUUCAGUUCUUUUGUUUGUUUUAAGGAAGCAAAUUUAACUGCUGUUAACAUCAACUGUACAGAGUGUGCAUAUAAUAGCUUGAGAUAUGUAUAGAAAUACUAAUGAGUGAUAACUAUUUUUGUAACUUAAGAUGUUCUUGUAACUGUGUAGCAAACAAUCUAUCCAGUAAAGCAUGAUAAACACUCUAGAAGUCAGAGUAUUUUGGAAUGACUUGUAGGACACAGAAGCUAUGUUAAUGUAAGCUAACUGGGGCGCAAGGCAUCUUGGUAUUUAGAGGUUCAAAAUCUGGACCUAACUUCAUUAUAUGUUUCUAGACAGGAUUGUUUGACUCAAAGAAUGAUAUUAAAUUUUAUAUUUAAAAAGCUUGGAUCACGUAUAUAUUUUUUUUUAAAACUGACUUAAUAUUUUUUUUCCCCUUCUUCCCUGCCUCACAUAAGUUUUCCCUCUCUCUCACCAUAUUUUCCCACUAGCUUUCAUGUAUUUUCAAGGAUAUGAAUUCAGAUUUUGUAACUUGGCAUUCCAUGAUGUGAAGACUUUGCAAUCUACUUUUUUUAUACUAUGUUUUAUUGUGUUAAGUCUGUAAUAAACUUGAGUAUCUGAAAGCUGA
This is a messenger RNA of Cyanistes caeruleus (blue tit), 6416 nucleotides long. The record is from RefSeq and is a predicted model, not a curated record. NCBI's taxonomy places the organism in Eukaryota, Metazoa, Chordata, Aves, Passeriformes, Paridae.